GUCAUCUCUUCUGAUCUGAAACACCAUCAUCACAUCUACCGAGCUCCCAGCAUGGCUAACACAGACUCUGUCAAUGUUCGGGUCCUCUCUCUGAACUGCUGGGGAAUCCGGUACCUCAGCAAACACUGUCUUCAGCGCUAUGCCAUGAUUGGAGACAUGUUGUGCAAGGAAGAGCACGAUAUUGUCUUACUGCAAGAGGUGUGGAGUGAGAAAGAUUACCUCUCAUUGAAAAAGAAACUUGCCUGCAGUCAUCCUCACUCUCAUUACUUCAAAAGCGGAGUCAUAGGCAGCGGACUGGCCCUUUUCUCCAAACACAGAAUCCAUGAUACAUUUCUUUUUCGCUACUCACUGAACGGUUAUCCAUACAUGGCUCACCAUGGAGACUGGUUUGGAGGUAAAGCUGUCGGGAUGGCCGUCUUAAACAUUGGCAACUUGACUGCUAACGUCUACGUGACUCAUCUGCAUGCAGAGUACUGCAGAGACAAGGACUCUUAUCUACCUCACAGAGUGGUUCAGGCCUGGGAGCUGACGCAGUUCAUUCGCCACACAUCAGCUGGAGCAGAUGUGGUGAUCCUAGGUGGUGACCUCAACAUGCACCCUCAGGACCUCGGCAACAGACUACUGAGGUCUUACACUGGACUCCAAGACUCUUAUUUAGAGACCACUAAAUUUGAU
Messenger RNA from Plectropomus leopardus (leopard coralgrouper), 675 nucleotides. Lineage: Eukaryota; Metazoa; Chordata; Actinopteri; Perciformes; Serranidae. The record is from RefSeq and is a predicted model, not a curated record.